Sclerotinia trifoliorum is the source of this 6693-nucleotide messenger RNA. The record is from the annotation of a GenBank genome assembly. NCBI's taxonomy places the organism in Eukaryota, Fungi, Ascomycota, Leotiomycetes, Helotiales, Sclerotiniaceae.
GCAUACAUACUAAACCAUGUUUAUCCAUCGCGAAUUCUCGCCUGAUCCAUUUACCUUCUUGACUGACAGUUUCAUACCGAAAUCCUUGCAAAACAUUUGAAUCCCACAAAGUCUUUUCAACCUAAUCCCAGCCGGUGACCAGUCAAGAUCAUUCAAGACCAUUCAAGACCAUUCAAGACCGAAGAGCCGGUCAAGUCGAGGGGAAACACGAAAAGAUACCCUUAAGAUUUGGGUCUAGGUUUACUUCCAUAGUUAUGGAGCUCCGAUACUUGUAUGUGCCUUGGUGGAUGGUGCUACCCAUGAUAUGAAUAUCCACAGGGCACAUUCACAGCUAAAGGGUAGAGUAGAAGUCCGUGUGUUCUUGAAUCCCGUGGAUCUUCACUUCCUUUACUUUCAUUCUUGCUUCUGGAGAGAGAGGUAUUAUAUCUUAUACUUUGAUUGAUAUUCGAAUCGACCGAUCCAUACCACGGCAGUACAGUAUCGAUAGGUCCUUUACCUCCGAACCUCGUGUAUCUGUCUGGUUUCAGAGUGGGACAACUCCAAUUGGACCUGGAGGAAAAGAACACUACGGAACAGACAUCAGCAAGGAGACUUUCCGCCAUCAUCACGUAUUUGCUUUUGACGUCGCGCAACCAGAUAUACGGUGAGUACUUCUGGUACCUUUGUACUAUGCCACAACGAUACCACGAAUCCGAGCUCUCAAACAGGAUGUUAGAGGAAAUGUAGUGUAGCUUGGAAAACAUGCGAUUGCCAUGAAGCAAUGCUAAUUGAUGUCUUUCCUCAGCAAAAAGAAGCCCGAGUCGCUCAGGAUUUCGACGUCGCCCCUCACUACCCUUCUCAAUUUUUGUCUCAAACGCGAGAACUUGGCGUACCUCAAACACUUGAGGCUGAAGUAUAUUCGACAUGAACUACGAGUCGCCGUCAUAAAUUUCUGUCAUAAGCAGUGAAGCAAGGAAAAUACUGGAGGGAAAACAUUUGAUAUAGAAUAACCGCCUUAUCAAACUAUUACAAGAACCUAUUCUUAUGGCAUGUUGAUCGAUGUCUUAAAAGGUAUGUUCUGAGUACCUGUCAAUUUGGUAAAUAUGAGCCAAUGAUUAUACUUCGGGUCGACUUUUGUUCUCGAAAUAUAUAUACUAAUGAGUCCAUCUUAAUUUAGCAUCAAUAUUUGGAAACAAUUAUACCUUUCUUUACUUCUUCCAUUUCAUUUCCUAUUUUAUAUAUAUUCACUCGAGCAAGCUUGAUUUUGGGUACUACAGAGCAGUCCUCAGGAGUCGUCCCAUUUAAAGCUUCAAAUAGCCUGAAGACAAGGUAUCCUGGACCUAGUCAAACAUCACAUCUAAUUGAUUUUUAUCAAAGCAAACCCCCUUUCAAUUUGAAAUCACAAGGGUCCAGAUCUUUCCCCAUACUCUGCACAAAGCCUUCAAUAUCCUGUGAAUAGACCCAAGGGUUACCCGAGCUUCGACCAAGUCAAGUGAAUAUUCAGAAACACAUCAAGGAAAAAUAAAUAAGAAAAAAUCCUUAAUGCGGUAAUUCACUCAAUCUAAGGUGAUCUAUGGGUGUCGGAGUUCGAUUGAAUUUGAUUCUUCUCUUCUGUCAAGAAUAGGCAAAUUCAUCAACAGUCAUGAUGAGGGACAAUGGAUGGGAAACAGAGGAUGAGCAUGUAGCAGCAGCUCAAUAUCAUCUCCCUCCUCCGACAGAUACGCCUUACAGGACCCCGGCACCAUCUAUUCGCUCAAAUCGCUCGAGACACUCUUCAAGACGCUCAUCAUCACGACAAAAGUCGGUAUCUCCAGGACCAUCUUCUUCACCACCACCGCUACCUUUGGGAGAGAAGCGCAUGAGCGGCUCUCUUGAUGUAACCAAUGAUGAAACGUAAGGAACACGAUGGAAUUCAUGAUGUGUCGAAGACUGACAAUAUGAACAGGAUUUCUAUUCUCGACCCCAGACGUUUUACACCAACUUUGCAUGCUAAUUUGGUUGCCGAGAUUUUGACUUUACGUAGGGACCAGGAAGAGAGAAUCAAGAUCAUCGAAAGUUUGGAAGAAGCACUUCAUGAUACCCGUGGAGAACAUGAAUCUUUGCAAGAUCGUCUUGCCGCUAAUGCAAAGGAGAAUCGAUCGUUGAAGCGUCAAUUGGCCUUACUGGAAGGUGGAACCUCAUCUGCUUUAUCGGAAUUGGCAAAGGAGCGAGAUGAAGCAGUCGAAACUACUACGGAGAUGCGUCGUCGAUUGGAAGUAAUUCAGAAAAAGCUCAAAAGCCGUGAUGAGGAUGCCGACCGCGUACAAAAUCUCUGGGCCAACGACAAGGACACUUGGGACGAGGAGAGGAGAAAACUAGAAGUAAAGAUUCACGUUUCAGAAAACAGGUUGAAGACAGUCUUGGAUGAAGUUACCGCCUAUGAAGCCAGUCUUCUAAGGAACCAGUCACACGGGGCCGAUACGGAAGACAGAGACAAUGGAACCGAGAGUGAUUGUGGUAGUGUGCGGACGAUGAGUCUAACCAACAGUAUACGCUUCUCGAUGCUCAAUGGACCCAAUGGAUAUGGAGUCAUCAAAGGGAACGGCCUCAGUCUUGCUGAUGAAUUGGAUCUCGAUGAUGAAACUGAUUAUGAAGGUGGCCGCGAUAGUGUUAUGUCAUCUCCUGAGAAACAUCAACGAACCCAAAGUCGCGAAAGUAUCUUGUUCCGUACUCACUGCAGGAAUCAGAGUGGUGACAGUAUGAAGCGACCUGGAAGUAUCAUAACCCGAGGUACAUCGUUACUCAGCCAAACACUUUUGGAGAUGUCAGAAAGAGGUAUCUCAGAGCACGACGAAAUUUUAUCUCAACCCAAGUUCCAAUACGUCGACACUGGCGUUCAAUACACUCCUCCACCAUCGCCGAAAUUUUCUCUAGUAAUAGAGACAGUCUCUGUUAUCGAACCAACAGCGCUAGCCGAGAUGCAAACUCCGCAAAUCCUCGAGAAGCAGUCUCCACUUGAAACAGCAACAGCAACUAAAGAAUGGGAGGUUGGAGCGAAUCAGCGAAGAAAACGUGUGUAUACGAAUCCUCCUUUGGUCAUAGAACCUCUCAAAGAUUCUCCCAUGGUAUCUGCAGCAUCACAAACUGUGGACGAGCCUCUUAGCCCCCCUAGGACACCAGUCUCUCCAACCAGAGUUCCACCGCCACCACCUAAAUUCGUGCCCAUUGAAGAGAAAAUUGAGAUGACUUCCACUUCCACACAAACCGAUACUCAAAUCGAAACCACCAACACAUCGCCAACAUCACCAACAUCACCAAAGCGUCUCCCACCUCCCAUACCUAUUCCAUCGAUUCAACUGCAUCCACCUUCCUCAGCCCCAGCAACUCCUCGCGAGUCAUUGUUGCCACAACUUUCCAAAGAUGUAGGCUGUCAAGUUGCAAUUUCAAAGCCUAUAUCAACAAGAUCUAUGGCUGUACAAACAGAAGAGAUCAGGGUAGCUCAACGGUUGAUGUCUCUUCCACCUCACCUUCACCCAUCUAUAAUAUCGUCCGGCCCUCCAUCACCCGAGAUAAGACUUGAAGGUCUUCAGUUCUCACCAAUACCGGAUACUCUUCCUCCCAAGAACCCGCGUCGCCAAAGCAGCCAGCGAAGCAUAACAACUCUUCCAUCCUCACCGCCUGCAAUGGAGAUUAAAGAUGUCUACCCAGGUAAUAAUGAUGAUGGACCUCUGGCGAAAGAUAGAGGUCAUAUUAGAAGACCUCAUCGCAUCAGCAGUCUUUUUGCAGGCUUUGAUGGUGCAAGUUCUGACGAGGCUGAUGAAUUUGGCGAUGGUGACAUUAGCGAUAAUGACUUCAGAACAGCACUUUCUGCGCCUAAACCGACUAAGAAGGAUGCUAAGAAAGUUUCACAAGUUUCAAGAUCACUUCCUCAAAAAACGGAAAUUCCUAAUAUCUUGGCCAUUAAGAAUCGCUCCAGCGCAGAAAAUGAAGCAGAUGAUCAUUUUGAAGAAGAAGCAUUAGAAUUGCCUUCAGGGACAUCUGCCAAAGCCGCUCGGACUCUUGGUCAAUCCCUACCUAUUGUGUCAAUGGCCAAGCCAGCUCAAAUGCAUCGUGCGGCUCUUGUUCAAAGUGGUGUUAAGGCUCAUCGAGCUCGACCUGGCAGUUCCGGAUUGUCUGAAGAGGUUGCACCUCCAUUUCCAAUACCUACCAGAGCUAGCUCUCGAAGAACUGGAAUUGCUUCGAGCGCCCCGGGCGACGUUACUAGGACCCCGAGCAAUGGAAGAGGAUCAAGACCACAUCGUGCAGGUAGUGUUGGCCGAGCAGGCAGUGUUAGAAAGGUUCGAUCCGCAGCUGCUGUGAAUAGAAGUAGGCGUAUUGCGCGACGUUCUGAAAGCAGAUCACCGCCCAUGUCACCAACUCUAGAACCUGAAAGCCCUAGCUUACCACCACUUCCCAGCAACGAUAUUACCACCCCACGAUUCUCAAAGGAUAAUGGCAGUAGUCGUUACAGGACGCAUAGAAAUCAAUUGUCUACAACAAAUACUGCUGGAUCAUCAGCUGUUACUGAUGGUCAAAGUACUAACCAAGCCACAAGUGUCGUAGAUGCUAUUGCACAGACGAUGGUUGGAGAGUGGAUGUUUAAGUACGUUAGAAGACGCAAGUCCUUCGGAGUUUCUGAUCAAGAUGGAGACAAUGCUACUAAUGGCGCUCGUCACAAACGUUGGGUCUGGCUGGCACCGUAUGAACGGGCUGUCAUGUGGAGUAGUAAACAACCCACGUCUGGAUCUGCACUGAUGGGCAAAACUGGAAGGAAAUGUAAGUUAUCCAAACUUGCUUCCUCUAACCAUACUAACUUCAACAGUAACAAUUCAAUCCGUCUUGGAUGUUAAAGACGACAAUCCACCACCGAAGGGAUCUGGUGGGAUUUUCAAUCGUUCAAUUUUGAUCCUCACUCCGGCUCGUGCUCUCAAGUUCACUGCUGUUUCACGAGAACGACAUUAUCUCUGGCUUACCGCCCUCUCCUUCCUUGCACAUUCAUCGCAGGCCGUGCCUGAUGUUAUCACACCUAACCCUGCUGCAACCCUUUCUACCAAAGCUUCUCCACUACCUGACUUCCAAAAGCCUGGUCGUACGCAAAAAACUCACAAAAUACGAGAUUCGAUCAAGGUCGCCAAGGGGAAAAAUUCUUUCAAUCGUAGCAGCUCUGCCAGGACCUUUUCAACUUCUCAGCAAACGGAUACAACUACUAGCGUUCACGAUAAUGAAUCGUUUUAUACAAAUUCACACUCCGUACGCUCGGAACCCGCAGAAGCACCAUUUGUUCCCCGAUUUUCCGAAAGAGGAAUGGGUGGCCAUGGCAGGAAGCGCAGUAAUACCGGCUCGCAUAUUCCACCUCCUUUAUCGUUCCGAGGUUUCAGUGGUAGUCAUGUACCUACGCAUAGCACUGCAGGAAUGAGUGAUAGAACAGUAGAUUCUUCCGAGAAUCAAAGCUCUCACCAUUCUCAGCAGUCUUCGAUAGCAGGUUACAAUGGACCUAGUAGUCAUUCAUCUAUUCAUACAUCCGAUGCUAGUGCACGUCCAGGAGUUGUUAAUAACUUCUUCGAUGCAGUAGGAACGGUGCGAAUGGAAGCUUUUAUUUCUCCAUUAGGUGUUACGAGGUUUGACGAUUUUCCCGAUGAACAAGAUGAGAUGGAUAUGACGAGUCUGCAGCGUCGGCGCAGCAGAGAUGGAAGGAGGAGGAGUAGAAAUAAGGAAUCUUUUGGUGUUAGUCGCAGUGGAUUUGGUGGGUUCGGCGGAAGAGCAAUAGAGGAUUGGUAUAGUGGAAGUAGAACUGCCGGGGAAGAAGAAUAUGGUCAUCGUGACUUGGAGGAGAGAUCGGAUAAAAUUGGAAGAGAUUCUAGGGAGGAUCCUUUCACAAAUUUUUGAUCUCACUCACACGCAUACAAAGCACAACUAUUAGGUUGUAUGAUAUUACAUAUACAUUCAUUACAUUUUCUUGAGUCUGGUAUGGGAUGGGUUGGGAUUGGUCUGGUGGUUAUUGGAUGGUUGGUGGGCAGGGAGGAACUUCACAAAGCUUUGCAUGGGGAAAUGCUAGCUCGGAUAUUAGGGAAGGAAUGGAGAGGAUAUGGGGGACAUUUCUUAUCUCAAGAAGUGGAAAUAUGAGGCUCGCGCCGACAAAACAGAAACCAUCUCGAUGGAUAUCGAUGGAAAUUUCUUACAGUUAAUGUUCUUGUAUAUUCUACAAUAUCGUGCAAGCUAGCAAGCAUGUUUAUUUUUUUAUUUUUGUCAUUUUCUCUUUUCUUUCGGUCGAUCUUUAGCUUUCUUGUACUUAGCCACUUUUUCCUUGGUUCUCUUUUUUUCUUCUUUCUCUUUUUGAGAUUUCUUUGAUAGGCUAUAGGCCUUUUUUGGAUAUCCUCUUCGCUCGGUGUUGAAGUGGAGGGAUGAUCGGAUACCCCUUUUUCUUGACGUUCGUUUUUGCAGCUUUUUUUUACCACGGCUGUUCUUUUUGUUUUUGUUUUAAAAGCUUGGUGAAGAAGGGUGGAUGCUUGGUUAGUGAGGAGGGCAAUGAGGAGAGGGAGAUGAGGGGAGAAAGACAGAGGGAAUUGUUAGAUAGGAGGAAAGGAGAAUGAUGCUAAGAGAUGGGACGGGAAAAUAGAUAGAUGGGCGUAUCAGGUGGAUGGAUGGAUGGAUACAAAAUGGUAUCGUAAGAGUCUAAAUAGAGUAAAGUAAAUAAAA